This is a messenger RNA of Sciurus carolinensis (gray squirrel), 1916 nucleotides long. Its product is annotated as ORM1-like protein 1. Gene Ontology annotation, cellular component: endoplasmic reticulum membrane. The transcript has a single exon. The record is from RefSeq and is a predicted model, not a curated record. The coding region runs from base 261 to 722 and encodes 153 amino acids. Gene Ontology annotation, biological process: negative regulation of ceramide biosynthetic process; intracellular sphingolipid homeostasis; ceramide metabolic process. Lineage: Eukaryota; Metazoa; Chordata; Mammalia; Rodentia; Sciuridae.
CAUGAGGAGACUUUCUAGGAUGACACUGACCACGUAGGGUGUCUGUUGGCCAAGACUGUAACAGGUGAGUUACAUACACCUUAUGUAUGCAAAUUUUACCUUAAAAAGGAAAAAGAACGGUUGGGGCUCAGUGGUAGAGUGCUUGCUUAGCAUGUACCAGACACUGCAAAAAAAAACAAAAACCAAACCUGUAGGCACUUGGACGGCAUCAGCACGCGGCAAUGCACUAGGGUAGAUCACUGGCUUUCUGAGCAGCAAACAUGAAUGUUGGAGUUGCCCACAGAGAAGUGAAUCCAAAUACCCGUGUAAUGAACAGCCGGGGUGUGUGGCUGACACAUGCGUUGGGAGUUGGCUUGCUUCACAUUGUCUUACUCAGCAUUCCCUUCUUUAGUGUUCCAGUUGCUUGGACCUUAACAAAUAUUAUACAUAAUCUGGGGAUGUAUGUAUUUUUGCAUGCAGUGAAAGGAACACCUUUUGAAACUCCUGGCCAAGGUAAAGCAAGGCUCCUAACUCAUUGGGAACAACUGGACUAUGGAGUACAGUUUACAUCUUCACAGAAGUUUUUCACAAUUUCUCCAAUAAUUCUAUAUUUUCUGGAAAGUUUCUAUGCAAAGUAUGAUCCAACUCUCUUCAUCCUAAAUACAGCUUCUCUUCUGAGUGUGCUUAUUCCCAAAAUGCCACAACUACACGGUGUUCGGAUCUUUGGAAUUAAUAAGUAUUGAAAUGUUUUAAAACUGAACAAAAUUUUACAGCUACUGAGUUUCCUGUAAGGAAGGAGUAGUUAGUAAACUGCACUGCUUCUGUGAUAAUGUGAAAUGAGAGGUAUCUACAUCAGAGGACCAACUGCUGGUUCUUCAUAUGCUGUCUUGAAGUGCAGAAUUCUACUAAACGAUACCUGUUUAAUACAUCUGGUAUAUUUUUGAAGAAAGGCUUUUUAGGUAGGCUGGGCAGGUCCAGCUUAUAAGUUAAUGGUAGUACAGUGAGGAUGUAGUAUAUAAAUCCAAGGGAGUAAGAUAUUUGUAAGAAACUAGGACCAGCUUAAAUAUAAUGAUGGGCAUGACAUGAGGAAAAGAAAAUUUCCAGUCAUUCAGUGACAGUGUAGGCAGACUUAACAUAAACCAGAAUCAUCUCUAUAAGUUUAUUAUAGAUUCUUUUUAUUACCAUAUAUAUUUCUCUUAUAUAUAAGAGGAUAUAUACCUUCUUGAUUCAUACAAACCACUUUCUAUCUCAUGAGUAUAUGGUGUUUUGUUUUUGUUUUUUGGGUUUUUUUUGCUGGCUCAGUAUUAUGUGUUGAUAGAUGAAAUUAUUUUUGCAUUUAUUACAUUACCUAGUUCAUGAAGGUCCACUUUUAUGAGUGAUGAUGGAAGAGAGCCAGGUAUCUAACAGAUAGCUUCUGAGUGAGCAUUCCAAGUUUGGAACAAAAUAGAUUUUACAUGGUUUUCUAGACACAAGGCUAUUAAUAAACCAAUCAGGAAAAUAAUUUAUUUCAAGCAGUUAAAGUACAGGGGAGUUUAUAGGUGUCUGCUGUUUUGGUUAAGCAACUUAAUUGGUAAAGUCUGUCAUUCCUUAGAAAAGAAAUAUAAAGUGGACAGCUACAUAGCUACCUGUGGGGUAGCAGUAACUACUUCUCUAGCCAUAGUAUCAAAGCAAGUAAUGGAUAUUUUGUUUUAGCAGGUCUAUAGUAAAAGAUAAGAUUGUCUUUCCUUAGUCCUGCUCUCAACCCUCAUAGUUUGCUUGUUAAUAUUUUGCCUUUAAACUUGUGAGCCUUAGUGUAGGGAACCCCAAAAGGUAACUAUUUAGAGUAGUGAUUAUAUUGAAUUCUUGUGACCUAGGGAAGCUACCUAUAGUUGUUAAUAUUAAUUGCAAGAAAAAAACUAUAUACUACUUCAGAAGUAAUCACAUUAAAAAAAAAAAAA